Molecule: messenger RNA, 709 nt
Organism: Symbiodinium sp. CCMP2456
Lineage: Eukaryota; Dinophyceae; Suessiales; Symbiodiniaceae
Source: the annotation of a GenBank genome assembly
GACUGACCAGUCGCCCGUCUUCUCGGACGCCACUGUGGACAUCGUUUGGCCCUCCGCAGGAUCCAAGUUCCACGGCCGAGGGCUCUGCAAGCCAUGCGCAUGGCUGUGGAAGCCCCAGGGCUGCUUGAAUGGCACCGCCUGCCUUCACUGCCACUUAUGCCCAAAGAGCGAAUUGAAAUCGCUGAAGAAGCUCCGUGCCAAGGCCCGCAAGGCCAGAGUCCCAGGAGUCCCAGGAGUCCCAGGAGUCCCAGUCCCCGCAGAUGCUGGCAGCAUCUCCGCGCCUGGCCUCUCCGCCCUGCCUUUGUCCAUUCCACCACCCCCAGGGCUGCCACCCCCGGGCCUCUCUUUGCCAAACCCAGACUCAGAUCCACUUGAACUUGAGGAGCUCGAGUCACUCGAGGCGCCUACCGUACCCGCACCCCCCAUGCCCUUCCAGGCGGAACAGGAAGCACAGGACUCCCUGAACUCAUUGAGCUCCGUGGGCUCCUUGCUUCAUGCCAGUGGCCGCUGCAAGCCUUGCGGCUGGUUCUGGAAGCCAAAGGGUUGUGCCAACGGCGCGGACUGCCUGCACUGCCACCUUUGCACAGCCAGCGAAGCCCGGCGCAAGAAGAGGAUCGCCUCAAAGAUGAGGGGACAUGGCUCGGAGUCGCAGGUGCCUGACCAGGACCAGCAGCUCCAGCUUCUCACGGAAGCGCUGGGUGGUCCGUGA